AUGGAAGUGAGUGACGGGGAAUUAGAGGCGGCACUGUCAUCAAGCACGAAUGCUCGAGAGUACUUGAUUAAGCUCCUUGAACUGGUUGAUCCUGACAUGGUGAAACAUCUGCAGGCAUGUUUAGAGGAAGGGGCAUGUCAUGGAGAGCAGAGUUUUUCUGUGGAAGAUUGCAGUGUUGAAUUUGAACCCACUGUUGAUUCCGAAUGCCAAUACCUAACAGAUCAACUUACAAGUACGAAAAUCGAUUUAUGGUCGUCCUGUCCACCUGAUCCAGGUUUUAACUGUGAUGAAGUCAGCUACUGUCUUCUUCAUCUUGCACGUAUGGUGCGUCCNUAA
Rodentolepis nana is the source of this 336-nucleotide messenger RNA. Lineage: Eukaryota; Metazoa; Platyhelminthes; Cestoda; Cyclophyllidea; Hymenolepididae. The record is from the annotation of a GenBank genome assembly.